Messenger RNA from Kazachstania africana CBS 2517, 1962 nucleotides. RefSeq names its product origin recognition complex subunit 2 (gene ORC2). Gene Ontology annotation, molecular function: DNA replication origin binding. Gene Ontology annotation, biological process: DNA replication. The record is from RefSeq and is a predicted model, not a curated record. NCBI's taxonomy places the organism in Eukaryota, Fungi, Ascomycota, Saccharomycetes, Saccharomycetales, Saccharomycetaceae. Gene Ontology annotation, cellular component: nuclear origin of replication recognition complex; nucleus. The transcript has a single exon. Bases 1 to 1962 code for a protein of 653 amino acids.
AUGGUAGAUAUGACAAAGGAAGAAGACGGAAUUGUGGCUCAUAAAGAUAUUCUUUCCUCACCGAAGAAAAGAUCAAAUUCACCAUCUAAGAUAGUGGCUGUUGAAGAUUCUACUACUAGAAGACGACCUCACUCGAAGAAAAAUAGCCUCGAAAAAGUCAAGUUGCCAGAAUCCAAUGCUAACUCUAUAAAAGAUGAAAAUGUGCAGGAAAUUCCAGAUAUGCCACAACAACCACGCCGUAAACGUGGUAGACCUCGUAAGAGUGAAUCCGAAAAGCACAUCGAUACGUCUAAACCUAAUAAGAUGCAGAAAAUGGGAGACCAUGAAAUCAAUGGCUCAAUUUCUGCGGAAAAUAUUUUACCACGUACAACGAGAAAGAGAGGUAAUAAUAAGCCAGCUGCGGCAACUCGUACUAGUGACGAUGACGACGACGAUAACAGCAGGUCGCUAGAUGAGGAAGAAGAUUUUACCCCAGAGAGUUCAUUCGAUGAAAGUGAUAAACUUGAGGAUAUAGAAUUAUCACCAGAACUAGAUAGAAAAUCGUCAAAGAGCAAGAGACAUACUUUACAAAAUGAUGUGCUGGCACCCUCAACUCCAUCUAAAACUAAACGCAAGAAGGUGGAACGUGAUUUUACGUCACCAUUGAAAAGAGAAAUUUUAAAUAAUUUGAAAGAAUAUAAAGAUAAUUCCUCCAACUUCAAUCUGAAAUUGUCCAAAAAUUUUGUACCAACGCCGCUGCCUAAAAACUAUGAUAAAGAGUACAUGAAGAAAUUGAAUAUGGAAAAAUCAACCAAUAUGAAUUUUUUCGACACUUUUGAGGGCUAUUUCGAUCAAAAAAAAACUGUUAAAGGUAUAUUCAAAUCUAAAAAUACAAUGGCAAUGGCUCCCGAAGUAACAAGAGAAGAAUUCACUAUCGUUUCAAAUUAUUUCAAUAAAUAUUAUUUAAAGAGGGAAAGAGAAAAGCUUUUUGAGAUCCAAAAAAAAAUGUACACUCAAUAUUGGUUUGAGCUAUCACAAGGGUUUUCACUAUUAUUUUACGGUAUUGGAUCUAAACGUGAAUUUCUAGAAAAUUUUGCUAUUCAUUACCUUUCACCAAAAUUGAAACAAGUUGAACUUCAUUCUCAAAAAAAAAAGGAAAAUGUCAACCAUUCAAUCCCAUGUAUAAUAGUCAACGGAUAUAAUCCAACUUGUAAUUACAGAGAUGUGUAUAAAGACGUCUCCAACAUUUUGUAUCCAGAAGAAUUGACUAGAAAUGAAACAAAAUAUUGGGGUAACCACGUUAUCUUGCAAAUACAAAAAAUGAUCCAGUUUUAUAAAACACAACCUCAACAUAUCAAACUAAUCAUUGUGGUACACAAUUUAGAUGGUCCGAGCGUAAGAAAAGAAGCAUUCCAAACAAUGUUAAGUUCGCUAGCCUUAAUUAAACAAAUUGCAAUUAUAGCAUCAACAGAUCACAUAUAUGCUCCAAUACUAUGGGAUAACGUGAUAGCACAAAACUAUAAUUUUAUUUUUCACAAUGUCACCAAUUAUGAACCAAGUAAAGUUGAGUCUUCAUUCCAGGACGUGAUGAAGCUUGGAAGGAAAGAAUCUACAAGUAAUGCGGAAGGUGCCAGAUUUGUUCUUCAGUCCCUAACAAACAACUCUAAAAAAUUAUACAAACUAUUACUAGAGACUCAGUUACACAACAUGGAAACUGAUGGUAAAAAUCCAAAAGGUGUCGUGGCACCAACAAAGCGCGGUGCACUAACUUUCGGAGUCGAAUUAAAAAGAUUCCAUCACCUUUGUACGGCAGACUUUAUUGUAUCCAACGAGAUGUCUCUAAGAACCAUGCUGAAGGAAUUUAUUGAUCAUAAAAUGGCAUUCAUCUCCAAAAACCAAGCUGGUGCAGAAUUUGUCUUUGUCACAUAUAAUUAUUCAGAGAUGAAAAAGCUGCUAGAUACUGUCGCGACUGAAAUAAAGUGA